GCGACAGCUGCAGCGAUGGAUGUAAACAAUCCCCCAUCCGUGUUUCGUUGUGUUCCCUCUUCUCUGGGUGAGAUAUUAGAACACGUGUGUUCUAAAGAAAAAGCCCCAUUUUUGAUAUUCUCUCGUUAUUAAAGUUUAUUCCGAUGACUGCGGAGCUACCGACCUUAGCUUAGCAUGUUAGCUUGAAGCCCAAAGAGGGGACGGAAGUGAAUAAAUGUAUGAAUCAUGACGGAGGGCAGAAUGUGUUUUUGAGACGAGGUGAAAAUUGCUGUGAUGGUUGAAGAUGUUGAAGGUGAUGGAGAAAAAACGAACCACGGUGGAAGAACCGGACUGUCCAAAUGGAGAACAGCUGUUUUCUCAACUUGACGAUGUCCGGCAGGUGCUGGUGAUCAAAGAGGAGCUUCCUCCUAAGAACUGGAGUCCCAGUCCAGACCAGAAGGACCAAAGCCCCCCACAGAUUAAAGAGGAACAGGAGGAGGCUGAUAUCAUCGAGUUCAUAUUCAAUCCUGUGAAAAGUGAAGAUGAUGAAGAAAAACCUCAGUCCUCAGAGCUUCAUCUUCACCGGACUAAGAAGAACAGAGACUCCGUGCGACCAGAAUCAAGCCAAUAUUUAGAAUCAGAUCCUGAAGAGAAAGCUUCAAAUUCUUCAGAUACAGAUGUCAGUGAUGGAAACUGGGCAGAGAGCAGUGAAGCCCAGUUUGAUUUAACCUCUGCAGAUAUUAAUGAAGUGCCUGUUGGUAGAAUAUGUGAAGACGGGGAUAAAAAGUUACAUAGCUGCACUGAAUGUGGUAAAACGUUCAAACGCAGGCAGUAUUUAUUAAUACACCAAAGGAUCCACACAGGAGAAAGACCUUUCAGCUGUGCUUUCUGUAAGGCAGAUUUCAGAUGGAAGCACGUCUUAGAUAAACACAUUAGAAUUCACACUGGAGAGAAGCCUUUCAGCUGCUCUGUUUGUGGUCAGAACUUCAGUAGGAAGGAAAGUGUAACUCGCCACAUGAAAAGCCAUUCUGACAAAAAACCUUACAGCUGCUCUGUCUGUAAUGCAGCGUUUAUAUGGAAACCCUCCUUAGUGAAACACAUGAAAACACACAGUGAAGAAAAAUCCUUCAAAUGCGCCGUUUGUGGUCAAUGUUUUAAACAUAGAGACAGUUUAAAUAGUCACAAAAGAAGCCACAAUAAAGAAAAACCGUUCAUCUGCUCCGUUUGUCAAGUAGCUUUUCCAUGGAAAUAUGCUUUAAUAAAACACAUGAGAAUCCACACGGGAGAAAAACCUUUCAGCUGCUCCAUUUGUAACGCAGCUUUUAAAUGGAAACCUUCCUUAGUGCAACACAUGAAAACGCAUAGUGGAGAAAAACCUUUCAGCUGCUCCGAUUGCGGUCAGUGUUUCAAGUACAAAGAAAAUUUACAUCAUCACAAAAGACGUCACACUGGAGAAAAACCGUACACGUGUUCCGUCUGUAACGCGACCUUUAAAUGGCACAAUGCUUUCAUUGAACACAAAAGAAACCACACGGGCGAAAAACCUUUCAGCUGCUCUGUCUGUGCGGCGGCUUUUAUAAGAAAACGUGACCUGGUGAGACAUGAAAAACAACACGAGUAGUAGUGGGCAAAUGCUGAGGAGCUCGCUGUUUGUUUUUGUCUAAAAGCUUGGAUGUUCUGAAGUGCAAAAGCAAGUUCAGACAGUGCCGAAAUGACUAAACGUGUGAAAGGUCGACGCAGAGUCUCGAGUUUAUGCGUCCGAUUGCUUUACGUACUUUAAUGGAGACGUCACCCCAGCGUUAAUUGACAGCACAAAAAAAAAAAGAGUGCUGGGUACGGAAGAACGACGUUUCCCACUGUCACUUUAGUGACGGACAUUUUUAGGGGUGGAACGAGAUCUUGUGAAAUUAAGAUGUCAAGAUUUAUCAAGUUGAAAUCUGACUUGCAAAUAAAAAAAAAACGUCUGGAGAAAUUUACUUAAAAUCAUUG
Molecule: messenger RNA, 1968 nt
Organism: Nematolebias whitei (Rio pearlfish)
Lineage: Eukaryota; Metazoa; Chordata; Actinopteri; Cyprinodontiformes; Rivulidae
Product: zinc finger protein 501
Exons: 2
Coding region: 284-1600 (438 amino acids)
Biological process (GO): regulation of transcription by RNA polymerase II
Cellular component (GO): nucleus
Molecular function (GO): RNA polymerase II cis-regulatory region sequence-specific DNA binding; DNA-binding transcription activator activity, RNA polymerase II-specific
Source: RefSeq, a predicted model, not a curated record